AUGGAGCACAUUCAUGGCGUUGACGUGAGCUGGAUGACCCACGGGAAUCCAAAAGACAAGACAACCAAAGUGACGACGCGCCCGAGGUCACUGUCGCAGCUGAGCCGCGGUUCUUUGGCCCAGAGUCCGCCCCUGCCUUCACCACUUACUCCCCCAGCAACUCCCAAUGGCCCUCAGAUAGUGCAAUCCGCCGCCGCCACAAUACCCCCGAGCCCGAGGCAAGCGAUCGCAGUGCGCCCACCAUUGUCAAGGCCCAACGCGGACGAGAAGGGGACGCUGCUUUCGUCGUCCGCUCCUGCCCCGAGCCCCGAGCCCGUCACCUCCCCUCCAAUCCCCCAGAGGAGGGGUUCUUGGUUUUCCAACAUCUCGUCCAAGUUUUCCUCGGGCACAGGAAACAGCGGUCAGAGCCCUCCGCAGGCCAACACGGCGUCGCCUAAACCCGCCGAAUUCUCAGUACCAAAGUCAAACCCGGUCAAGAACGCCGUCUUGCAGCAUGCUUCUAAGCACGAAGGUGAGGGGCCGUACACCCCGGCACCGCCCCGAUCCACCCAGGCCGGAAUCAUGCACGUCUUUCGGAGGCUAUCCUCGUCCAACGGAACACUGAGCCCCGGCGUAAAACCCCACAAUCAUGGGCUAGUCGAGCGACGGGUCCUAAAUGUGGAUCGCAACCGAGAGCGCUGCGACAUUUCGGGCCUGCAGCAGGCCAAACUCCGGAGAGUAGCCUUUUGCGUCGACGUAGAGAUUGCGCCCAUGCCCAAGUACAUGGAUGAGUCUACUGAGAGGAAACCGGCCGCCAAGGCUGUCGCCAAUCCCGAUAAGGACCAAAAGCGCAAAAUUAAGGAGAAGGGCGAGGGAGAAGCACUCAAGAAUCCCAGCGUGGUGGUAGCCCAGAAAGAGGAGAACGGCGAGGUCGCUGCCACGGGUGAGGAGCUCCCCAAGGAGCCCACUGUCGAGGGCACCGACGGCCCUAACAGUAUCAAAGAACUAGAUUUAGUUCCAGAAUCAAACGAGACGCCCGGCUCCGAAGGCUUGGCUGACAAGACGACUUCUGCUGAGGCGAAGAAAAAGGAGAAGAAAAAGAAGAGCGAAGAAGAGAGGAAGGCAAGAAAGGAGAGGAAAAGGAAGCUUGCUGAAGCGAACGGCACCAUUCCCAUGGAAAUUUACGUGGACAGUGAUUCGUCGUCAAGCGGUUCCAUCCCACGCCCGUCGACGCCGAAAACGCAGGCUGUGCCAACAACCAACCCAGUUAGAAUCUAUCGCCGGUGUUGCCAGCUCAGAGAAACGCCGAUACUCAAAAAGAUCACAGAGCAGCUUUUGGACCCGGCGAAUUCGUCUGUUGAGCCCGGCAUGGUUGAAAAGCUCGACCUUACCGGGUAUUGGAUGCAAUUGGGUGACCUGGUGACGCUAGGCGACUAUCUGGCUGUGGUUCCCGUGAGAGAGGUCAUUCUGGAGAACUGCGGCCUGACAGACGAGGGUCUUCGUGUCAUCCUGGCAGGCCUCUUGGCCGCCAGGAAAGUCUCGGCCAAGAGGCGGAAACCUCCGACCGAACCUGACGGGCUGGCACCGCAAGGCGGAGUGGUUGAGCGGCUCGUGCUGAAAAACAACAAGGCCGGCCCCGAAGGGUGGAAGCACAUCUGCCUAUUCCUCUAUCUAUGUCGGACGCUCAAGUGUCUGGAUCUAUCAGGCAUACCACUGCCCCGGCCUGCCGCCCCGGCCCCCGGAGCCGCAAGCCACGUGAAUGGAAACGCAUACCGGACACGCCCGGACCAAGAUGUUUGCCGCCUCUUGGCCAGGUCCCUCGCAGAACGACUUGGGGGUUCCACGUUGGGACUGCUGCACUUAGGCCAGGCGGGUUUCAGCGCAGAACAGCUGGGUAUUGUCAUUGACGGCGUCAUAAAAUGCGGCGUACGGAGACUGGGCCUCGCCCACAACGAUAUCGAUGACGAGGGCAUAAAACACGUUGCUAAAUUUAUAAACAGUGGUCAAUGUGAAGGGCUGGAUCUGGGCGGCAAUGACAUGAGAGAUCGGCUUGGCAUUAUUGCCGAUGCUUUACAGGCCAAGAACUGCCCCUUGUGGGCGCUGAGUCUGGCAGACUGCAACCUCAAGCCGUGGUCCUUGUGCAAGCUGAUGUCGAUGCUCGUCAAGCUUCCGCACUUCAAGUUCAUCGACCUUUCGCACAACCACGAACUCUUCAACUCGAACCCCAGCGCAGUGUCCCUGCUCAGAAGAUAUCUCCCCAAGAUGGCUUGCUUGAAACGCAUUCACCUCGCCGACUGUGCCAUGACCCCCGAGCAAGUCAUUUCUCUGACAGAGAUCAUUCCCGAAGUCCCUGGCCUUGCCCACAUCAGCUUCCUGGAAAACCCGGCACUGGUACAGCUGACGACUAAUGCAAACACGGACGAAAUCAAAGAAGAAGCAUUCGCACUCUUCGCGUCGUUCUUGGCGGCUGCACGAGUUUCUAAAAGCCUCGUGGCCGUCGACAUCGAGGUGCCCAGCGAGCAAUCAAGUGAUCUCAUCAAGGCCAUGGCCAAACACGUGGUUGCCUACUGCCUGCGCAACAUGGAGCGGCUUCCCGUGGGGGAUCUUGCUGCCGUUGCUUCAGCUACAGAAUCGCAGGUGCAUGAGCCCGAGUACCCAGACGUGCUGCAGCGCCUCAUUGGCCAUGACGUCAUGCAGCCGGUUGACUUGGACGCCGACGUUGAUGUCGCGCCUGACGAAGAUUAUGUUAUUAGCGGUACCGGCGUCGUCAAGGCGCUGGCGUGUUGUUUGAAGAACCGUGGCGACGAGUCGCGAAGGCAGUCGGGAGAAUUCAUCCGGGAUUUUGAGAACGGUAUACCGGAGCCGAGACCCGACAAGCUGCCGACCGGAAAGGCGAAGGAGACGUCAAAGCACCUGCUAUUCAGUGCCAGGAAGAUCAGGCAUCGCUUACAGCCGGCAAUCAGCAAGGCCAAGGCGGCCAUGGUCGAUGACCAACAUACGUACCAUCGUCUGAUGUUCCUUGAUAACACGCUCAAGGGCAUUAUCAAGCGGUUCGAGGACGAGUUCCCGGACACACGAGAGUCCAGUGAUAGUGCUGUCAGCCUGUCGCCUGCAGAGGACGCCGACUACGACGCAAACGCCCCAACCCCGCCCUGGAGCGCCGGACUGUCGUCUUCCGACCUACAGGCUGGCGCCAUCUCGGACAACGAAGACGACACAACCACAGACGGUCUCGCAAUACGGGCGCCGCUGGUGCGGUCCAACUCUGCCAUUAGCCUCACGUCCAAGGCGCUCGCCGACGAAGAGGGCCGCGUUCUGCGCGCUGGCCACCAGUUCCGAGUCGGCAUCGUCAAGCCCGAGCACUACGCCUUGCUAACAGGUGUCGAGAUGGUUGGCGCCGACCCAAAACAUGUCCGUAUGCUUCACGAGCUUUUGGACGAUCUCGGCGACGCCAAUGGCAGCUAUAUGGCCGCCGAUGUCAAAGAAAAGGGCGUCGUGCGCGUCUUCCAGGAGAACAGGGAGGACCUUCUCCAGAAACUUCGCACCUUGGACCCCGUCUAUUGGGACCGCUUCGUCGAAAGUCAGGAAAUGGCACGAGCCAAUGUCCAGGUUUCAGGGGCACGGAGCCCCGAAGUUCUUGCGAACAUGCCUUCUGAUGCCGCCAGGGGGGAUAUGGCCGGGUCUGAAGAAGCUUUGGUUGAUGAAUAG
Lasiosphaeria miniovina is the source of this 3687-nucleotide messenger RNA. RefSeq lists its product as uncharacterized. Gene Ontology annotation, biological process: cell migration; regulation of Arp2/3 complex-mediated actin nucleation. Gene Ontology annotation, molecular function: protein binding. Bases 1 to 3687 code for a protein of 1228 amino acids. The transcript has 4 exons. Lineage: Eukaryota; Fungi; Ascomycota; Sordariomycetes; Sordariales; Lasiosphaeriaceae. The record is from RefSeq and is a predicted model, not a curated record. Gene Ontology annotation, cellular component: plasma membrane; lamellipodium.